AUGUUUGCACAGUUCAAUCAAGCCACCGAUGAUGAUGAUGAUGAUGAUGAUAUGAUGAGGUCCCCGGGCGGAGAGCGUAUGGUUCUGCCGGACGUGUAUUUAACCAGCGACCGGUCCACAGUCAGUCAGUCGUUCAGUUCAGUGAGCCCCGAAAUUCCUGGACAUGAGCAGCCUCCAGUAGCUGUCAAGCCCCGCCCGCGUCCUCAGGAGAGGCGUGUAGCGGCGCGGCGAGGGCAGCGCGGCGCGGCGGGAGGCGCUAAUGAGGAAGCCGCAGUCUGCGCUGCGCAAGGAAGCGGCCGCGAGCUGCGCCGGGCCGGCCGCCGUGCCGUGCCGUCCCGCGGCGAGCAUCGACCCGCGCGGCCUCAGCCGCCGCCGCCGCCGCUUCGAUCGGCAGGCCAGGCAGAGCGGCGGAGGCACGGAAGUGGGCCAGCGGCGGCCUGCCGUGCGCCGGCCGCGUGGCGCGCGCCGCCGCCCCCGCCGCCGCCGCCGGUGGACCCGGCCGCCGCCGCCGCCAGCGCGCACGCUCCCGGCCGGCGCGCCGGCCCUAAACGCCGCCCCGGCGGCGCGCGCACACAGACCUGCCCCGCGACGCCUCCACGUGCCCAGGUCACUUUUCCGGGGCACUUGUUCCUCGGUGGAAGCUCUGAUUUUAUAGAACGCUGA
Schistocerca gregaria is the source of this 663-nucleotide messenger RNA. RefSeq lists its product as uncharacterized. The coding region runs from base 1 to 663 and encodes 220 amino acids. The record is from RefSeq and is a predicted model, not a curated record. Lineage: Eukaryota; Metazoa; Arthropoda; Insecta; Orthoptera; Acrididae. The transcript has 3 exons.